Molecule: messenger RNA, 1018 nt
Organism: Prunus persica (peach)
Lineage: Eukaryota; Viridiplantae; Streptophyta; Magnoliopsida; Rosales; Rosaceae
Exons: 1
Coding region: 88-717 (209 amino acids)
Source: RefSeq, a predicted model, not a curated record
CGUACACAUUGCUAGCAUAACCAAAUAGAGAACUCCUCCUCUCCACUUCUCAAUCCAUCUUUGGGAAGGAAAACCAUAAAAAGAAAAAUGGCUGAUAAGUAUAAUCACAGGGAACCAGUUCAUGGACAUCCCAGAAGAGAUGAAGAAUCGACGGCUUUGCAAUCCGAGGAGCUCAAACGCCAGAAGAGAAUCAAGAUGUACAAAUACAUUGUUAUUUUCAUUGUGGUUCAGCUCAUAGUCCUGCCCGUGUUUGGACUGACUGUGAUGAAAGUUAAGACCCCAAAGUUCAGGUUGGGCAACAUCAAGGUCCAAAACCUCAGCUCUGUGCCAUCAACACCUUCAUUCGAAGCAAGCUUCGCAACCCAAAUUAGAGUCAAGAACACAAAUUGGGGUCCUUAUAAGUUUGAUGCAGGAACUGUCACGUUUAUGUACAAAGGCGUGACCGUAGGGCAAGUUGUUGUUCCUAAGAGCAAGGCUAAGAUGCGUUCUACCAAAAAGAUCGAUGUCACGGUGAGUUUAAAUUCGUAUGGAUUGCCAAGCAGUUCCAAUCUGGGCACUGAAUUGAAGAGUGGGGUGCUGACAUUGAGCAGCAAAGGGAAAUUGACUGGAAAGGUUGUGUUGAUGUUAAUGAUGAAGAAAAGGAAGUCUGCUACCAUGGACUGCACCAUGACAUUCGACUUGUCAACCAAGACUCUCAAAACAUUACAAUGCAAGUGAUCAUACAAGCUAGGCAGUGAGUGCACGUGAUCAAGACACGAGAUAUUCGAAUUUGACACCUCAUACCGCUACAAUAAUUGAUUACAUGUUCAGGAUUUGGAUUGCGAGAUCAAAACUAGUUCUUAAUUUGUUAUUCUAUUGUUAUUUUGUGUGUGAAGCUUGAAUUUGUACAGACCUAUAUAUAUAGUGAUAUUUAUUUCAUUAUAUAAACAUCUGUAAUGCCAAGAAAUUAUUUUUUUUCCAACCCCUUUUUCUUUUGUCUUUUACUUAAAUAUCUGUAUAUCAAAACAGAGAUGAUUAA